Gadus morhua (Atlantic cod) is the source of this 2299-nucleotide messenger RNA. It is a transcript of the gene srsf5b, whose product is annotated as serine and arginine rich splicing factor 5b. The coding region runs from base 125 to 1597 and encodes 490 amino acids. Gene Ontology annotation, molecular function: RNA binding. The record is from RefSeq and is a predicted model, not a curated record. NCBI's taxonomy places the organism in Eukaryota, Metazoa, Chordata, Actinopteri, Gadiformes, Gadidae. The transcript is spliced from 8 exons.
AAAGGACGAUUUCUGUGGAAUAAAAAAGCGACUCCAUUUUGUGGGGAGGUUGUUUGCUGUUUACUCGCGUUCAGACAAGGAAGCGUUUCGUCCUUUCUCCGUAAAACAAAAGAAGACUCUGAACAUGAGUGGUUGUCGUAUCUUCAUCGGUCGCCUGAACCCCUCGGCCCGGGAGAAGGACGUGGAGAGGUUCUUUAAAGGGUACGGCCGCAUCCGAGACAUCGACCUCAAGAGGGGCUUCGGCUUUGUGGAAUUUGACGACCCCAGGGACGCGGAAGAUGCGGUCUAUGAGCUUGAUGGCAAAGAGCUCUGCAACGAGAGGGUGACCAUUGAGCAUGCCCGUGUGCGUCUGCGUGGUGGGCGCGGCAGGGGUGGCGGAGGUGGAAGUGGUAGCGAUAGAGGAGGCGGAGGAGGACGCUUCCCUGAUCGCUAUGGCCGGGGUUCCCAGGAUGGUCGCAGUCGGAAUCCUCCUCCGAUGCGGACGGAGAACCGUCUGAUCGUGGAGAACCUGUCGUCACGGGUCAGCUGGCAGGACUUGAAGGAUUUCAUGAGACAAGCAGGGGAGGUGACGUUUGCAGACGCCCACCGGCCCAAGCUCAACGAAGGGGUGGUUGAGUUUGCCUCUUACAGCGACCUGAAAAACGCUCUUGAAAAACUGUCUGGCAAGGAAAUCAAUGGAAGGAAAAUCAAGUUGGUUGAAGCAGCCAAAAAGAGGUCCCGGAGCCGCUCCCGCUCCAACAGCUCUUCGCGUUCCCGUUCCCGCUCCCGUUCCCACGGGCGCUCCCGCUCCCGCACGCCGCAGGGCUCCCGUUCUCGCUCCCGCUCCCGCACGCCCCGGCCGUACAAUCGCUCCCGCUCCGGAUCACCUCGAGGUGGGUCCCCGCGGAGAGGUGGGUCCCCGCGGAGAGGUGGGUCCCCACGAGGAGGGUCCCCACGCAGAGCUUCCCCACGAGGAGGGUCCCCACGCAGAGCUUCCCCACGAGGAGGGUCCCCACGCAGAGCUUCCCCACGAGGAGGGUCCCCACGCAGAGCGUCCCCACGGGGAGGUUCCCCUAGGGCAGGGUCUCCACGGAGAACGUCCCCACGCGGAGGGUCUCCACGGAGAGCAUCACCUAGAGGAGGGUCCCCACGAGGAGGCUCCCCACGCAGAGUGUCCCCUCGGGGAGGGUCCCCACGCAGGGCAUCACCUAGAGGAGGGUCCCCACGGAGAGCGUCCCCUCGGGGAGGGUCCCCACGCAGGGCAUCACCUAGAGGAGGGUCCCCACGGAGAGCGUCCCCUCGGGGAGGGUCCCCACGCAGAGCGUCCCCCCGGGGAGGGUCCCCCCGCAGAGCGUCCCCACGGGGUGGAUCCCCACGAGGAGGGUCCCCCCGCAGAGCGUCCCCGCGGAGAGGGUCCCCGCCCUCGGCCGUCCGUGCCGCCUCCAAGGAGCCGGCGGUCAAGCGCUCCACCUCCGUCACCAACAACAAGGCCGGCGAGACGGCCGCCCCUCACUCCCCCCCACCCGCCCAGCGAGCCUCGCGCUCCAGGUCCCGGUCCAGGUCCCGGUCCCACUCUCGAUCCCGGUCCAGGUCCCCGUCCCCCGAUGGCCGGCGCUGAGCGGACCGGCCUACCCCACACUCUGUCACAUGCACACAUACGCGCUCCCACUCGUUCAUCCACUGUCCAAGGAAUUGUCAUCACAGCCUCCUCCAGUCAGUGCGGCUCUUUGUCACAGUUUGUAUUUACUGGCAGCUGUAGCGUUAUGGUCUGUUGUGGCGAUACGGGGGGAGCAAGGGCGUGGAAGAACACUGAAUACACUCACCCAUCACCCUGCAACACAUAGAAACUCACACACUCGCGCGCACACACAUUUUUAUUGAUGGUUCCGCUUUCAGGGACUCGAUGAGGCCAGAUGUUGAUGAGCGAUGCGCUUCGGUUACUUAGAAUGGAACUUUCUUCCUGUUUUUUGUUCACCCCACCCCCCCAAUUGUGCUCAGAGGUCCAGUAGAGAGGAUGUAGGCUUACAUCCCACCUUGUCUCUGCCCCUUCCGUUGAGGUUCCAUACAAAUGUGUGGGCCUGAUUUGACUUUUUUUGUUUCUUUUUCAUGAUCUAUCAAUGUAUGGUCAUGGUGUCAUUAAAAGUAGAAACCAUGCAUUUGCUUUGGAUUUUUGUAUAUUUCUAUUUGUACUCUGACAUUUUUUUAAUUUACGAAUACGGUCCGAGCUCUUUCAUGUCGAAUUCUGUGCAUGUUUCCAGUUGUACUUGGCAAAGGUUGGUCCGAAAAAAAAAGUGGUUGGAUUAAAUGUAUUUGACUUUUC